GUGAACCCAGCACAGUCGCCCUGAAGCUUGGUGGACUAUAUAAACCGAUAUCAUCGGACUGAAAAUGGCAUCAUUGUACCUUAUUCAGUUACCCGAUCUAAAAACAUGAAGAUUUGCGUCCUUUUGGCCAUCGUUGCUUGCGCAACAGCAUUUGUUCUGCCGAAGGGUCCGAUAGACACUGAAAGCCUGAUCAAUGACGCCCAUAAGGCUGUGCAAGAGUCUGAUUUGCCCGAAAGCGUGAAACUAGAGCUGGCCAACCUUCUCGGCGAUCCCCAAUUUGUUGAACAGUUGAUCGCCGACAACAUGGAGUCACUCAGUUCUAGUUUUGGAACCGACUCUGAUGCUGGCCCUGCCGAACGCUGCUUGUUCUUGUUGGCUCUUCUUCUAGCUCAGUUGGCCCAGGCUUUGAUUGCGGCCACCACCACCACCACCGUCGCUACUACCACCACCGCUGCUGGUUAAAAGUUGACUAUAUACUAUUAUACUAUGCUAUUAUAUAAUACGUCCGCUUAUCGAAUGUCGUGUAUGCUCGCUAAAACGUUUGUGAGAAAUGCGGUGUAUCGGUAUAGUUAAAAUAUAUUGAACUACACGUGCAUUUUAUGGGAAAUGUAUACGACGUAUAUGGGAAUAUGGUAUGAAUAUAUAAUUUUGGUUUAAAAAGCA
Molecule: messenger RNA, 663 nt
Organism: Daphnia pulex (common water flea)
Lineage: Eukaryota; Metazoa; Arthropoda; Branchiopoda; Diplostraca; Daphniidae
Exons: 4
Coding region: 106-462 (118 amino acids)
Source: RefSeq, a predicted model, not a curated record